This is a messenger RNA of Letharia lupina, 1098 nucleotides long. RefSeq lists its product as uncharacterized. Lineage: Eukaryota; Fungi; Ascomycota; Lecanoromycetes; Lecanorales; Parmeliaceae. The transcript has 3 exons. The record is from RefSeq and is a predicted model, not a curated record. Bases 1 to 1098 code for a protein of 365 amino acids.
AUGCUUUUGCCAAUAACAUUCCUCUCCGCCCUCAUCGCCCUGUCCACCACGCUCACCGUACCCACUUCGCCACACAUCUACCGCGCAACGCAAAGUAACAGUUCCUCCUUCUCACCUCUCCCACUCCUCAAACCCUUACCCAUCAAAUCCGACCCCACAACAUCACCAAACACCCUCAACCUCUACUCGCAAGCAAACACAACAACACCACCACCACCACCCACCAUCGUCAUCUGGCCCCAACUCCCCUUCACCACCGACACAGGCCGCCACCUCAACCUCACCAUCGCGCGCCUCGGCCCCAUCACCUCGCGCACGCGUCGCGGCGAACUCCUAAACGCCAUCAGCGACCUCCACCACGCCGUCGCCGCCGAAGGCGAUCCGUUCGAGCCCAUCUCCGGGGUGUAUGCGCGCUCCAGCGGGAUUGUCUGGACGGUUUUUGCGUGCAGGGGUGAGGUUGCGAUGAAGAGGUUUCAGGUGGCGCAGGUGUUGAGUAUGGUUUGGAUUCUCAUGGAGGAUUAUGGGCCGAGGGAGGUGGUGGGGAGUGAGAUUGUGAGUGCGGAGGGGAGGGGGUUGGCGAGUUUCGUGUUGAGGUUUUUGGGGGGAACUGAUCUCAAGAAGUUGCAACGGAAAAUGAUGAGAGAGGAUAGAGAUGCGGACGAAGAGACGCAAUUGGAGUUUCCAAAACGGUAUCUUUCUCUUCUAUCACUGGCCUUCUAUAGACUCGUUGACUACAAUGAAGACAUACAAUGGGCUAUGCUCGUGGCUCUAAAGUCUGUGAACGUUAAGGCAAGAGAUCUUGCUACGGCCCAGGCUCUUGAGGCGGAGGGAAUCACCGUGGAUUCCACUAUGGCACAAUCUUGGCCCGCAUGGAAGGAUGAUCAGCCAUUGAAGAGGAAGAAGGGGGAAACCACCAUAGCUGGGGAUCAGGCUAGGGCUGCGCCUCACGAGGAGAAAGAGGAUGUUGCUCCUGGUGAUGCCACCGACGGGCAAAACAAGCCUGAUCCUAGCAACGGACUUGACGGCCUAUUCGACCAUGACUAUGGUGACCACGAUGGCUACGAUGGCAGCGACUUCUUUGAUAUGGAAGCUCACUAA